AUGGGGAACAAACUAGCCACGUUUACUGAAGAACAGUUGGAAGAUUAUCAGGAUUGUACGUUUUUCACGCGAAAAGAAAUAUUAAGAGUAUACAAACGUUUUCGAGAAGUAUCACCAGAAAUAGUACCAAAAUGCAUGACGGGAGAUGAACCAGUUACUGCAAAAGUUCCUCGAGAUCUUAUGGAAAGAUUGCCUGAGUUGCGCGAAAAUCCCUUUAAAACGCGGAUUUGUGAAGUAUUUUCCAGUGACGGAGCAGGAGACUUGUCCUUCGAAGAUUUUCUAGAUUUGUUAUCAGUGUUCAGCGGACAGGCGCCAAGGGAUAUCAAAGUUUUUUAUGCCUUCAAAAUAUACGAUUUUGAUGGAGAUGACCUAAUAGGUCCGAGUGACCUCCGUGCAGCUCUGCGCCUCUUGACCCGUGAUUCGCAAGAAUUGUCCCAGGACGAAUUGGCACAAAUUGCCGGAAAGGUAGUUGAGGAAGCAGAUGUUGAUGGCGACGGAAAAUUGUCUUAUAUGGAAUUUGAACAUGUUAUUACUAGAGCACCUGACUUCUUAAAUACGUUCCACAUUCGUAUUUAA
Messenger RNA from Ctenocephalides felis (cat flea), 576 nucleotides. RefSeq names its product calcium and integrin-binding family member 2 (gene Cib2). The transcript is spliced from 5 exons. Gene Ontology annotation, molecular function: calcium ion binding. Bases 1 to 576 code for a protein of 191 amino acids. Lineage: Eukaryota; Metazoa; Arthropoda; Insecta; Siphonaptera; Pulicidae. The record is from RefSeq and is a predicted model, not a curated record.